Molecule: messenger RNA, 2437 nt
Organism: Durio zibethinus
Lineage: Eukaryota; Viridiplantae; Streptophyta; Magnoliopsida; Malvales; Malvaceae
Source: RefSeq, a predicted model, not a curated record
CCUUGUCCAGUAGUCUCCGUAGUCUUUACUCGCACCGCCUCUCAAUUCAAUCGUUAUUUUUAAGAGUUUUUAUUUUACAGUGAAAAGAGAGACAAUUUUUUAAUCAUAAAACCAUGGAUCAUCAAUUAUUAAUGAACAAUAACUUAUCUUAUCUCUCUUUCUGUUUUUCUCUUUAAGGUUGAAACCAAAGCCAAAGGUUUCUCAGCGACAAAGUCAAAGAAAACCCAGAAACAUAUAAAGUUUGAAGAUAAAAGAAAACCAUACCUUCAGCAGAUGUUCAUAUAGUUUUCUUUGUUUUAAAUAUCAUAUAUUAUUAAUAUAUAGCCAAGCUCAAGCUUUGGUCUUUCAAUGGAUUCCGAUUUCUGGACAUCUCGUCUUGCAGCUGCCAAACGCCAAUAUAAUUUGCAGAACCAUCAUCAGAGUUCUCAUUUGGAUCGUUUGAGCAUCGAUGACUUUGAGGUAGAGGACGAGGUACGACCCGAUUUCCCAUGUCCAUACUGUUACGAGGAUUUCGAUAUUGCGUCUCUGUGUUCGCAUCUCGAAGAUGAGCAUCCUUGCGAGUCUAAGGUUACGGUUAUGUAUGAUAUAGUCCGAGGUUAUUCUUGAAAGUUUGACGUUUUCUUUCUAAUUCAGGCAAGCUUAGUAGUAGCCUUUUUUUUUUGGUUUAUUGGUGUUUUUUUCAUGAAAAAUUUUGAAUUUUCCUUUUAUAGAAGGGGAGUAAAACAGAAGAAUUAUUUCUAUUUAUGGUUGAUAAUUUCGCUUUCUUUUUUCCUUUUCAUUUAUAUCACUGAAGAAGUGCUGGAGAAAGGAUCUUACUUUGUUGGUUUAGGCAGAAAAACGAAUGAAUUUUGUUACUUGGUUUUCUAUAGGGCAUCUGUUUGCACGUUCAGAAGGAAUAAUAAUUAAAUAACAGUAGCUCCGACCAGGCAGUAGAAUAUCUCAAAUUGUGUGGAACCUAGCGGAGUUGCUGCUAUGGUUCUUUUCUUGUUAGGCAAUUGUGUGACUAUCUGAGUAAGCUUCAUUCAAGGAUUUUAUUUUUUCUUUUGGUCUCCUUUUUCCUUCUAUUGUUUUGCUGAAUAAAAUUACAAAGUGAUGAUCAGGCCAUUUUUGUUGAAUUAAAUUUUGGAGAGUGAUUGAUGCUUCCUGAAUAUGAUGAGAAUAUCACACACUGCUCAUUUUAGAACAUGGGGGCAUGAUAAUAUUAAUGAUAAAGUUGUUUUUUAUAAUGAUUCCAAGAUGCUUGAUAAUAAUUUUAGGAUCCAUUCUUGUUUUGUGGUUUUGAAGGUUUGGUUAUUAUAUUGGACACUUGAUUUGGAAGAAUAGAAAUUUCGAUUGCUUUAGCUCUAUACACUUUCCAUAGGGUUAAAGGUGCCUGAAUUGUAAGAUGAUUGGGAUUGAGAGGUCCUUUCUUGUUAUUGCUUAAUUGGGGGAAAGUAGUAGGUAUAGUUUUGGUGCCUAUGAUAAUGACCACUAUUCUGCUAUCAAGUGGACUUGCUUCUAUCUGUUACUAGACAACCAUAGUGACUCUUUGGCAAUCAAAAUGAGAUAGUUGCUUUAUCAGUCAAAACCUUAGCAUGUGUUCAAUCUUUAUGCAGUUUAGUUGCUUUAUCAGACAAAACCUUAGAAUGUGUUCAAUCUUUAUGCAGUUUUUAUUGGGUAGGGGAAGAAAUGAAACUAAAAUAUUCAAUUUAACUGGUGUUUUAAUAUAGCAUCUGCUUACACACUUUAUACAUUUAACUUGAGGCCUUGUAUAAGAUAAUCAUUGGUCAUUUAGGCAGCAGAAACUUAUGUUGGAAUUUGAUAAGAAUAACUGCUACUUAUAUGGAGGCUUGAGCACGAUUGGCGAUGUUAUCUUCAUGCUGGGAAAAGAAUGCUAUAUUCAACAGAUAAAGGUUGGAAGUGGACAUACUUGCAAAGGGGCAAUAGGUGUGACAGGUAGAGAAUGCCAUGCUUGAGAAUGAGCAUUUAGUAUGUGCUAUUGGUAAUGGUGGAGGAAUGAGCAUUUGGUCUAUGCCAUGGAUGAUGGAGGUAGAUUUGGAUGCUAAUCACUUCCUAGGUCUGAAAGCUAGUCUCACCCUUUCUUUUUUGGUCUAUAGGAGAAUUCAAGGUCAGGUCCAUGGUACAACCACCAAAAGAUUUUAUCAACUAGCACCUCAUACAAGUCUUACCAUAUUUCUUAGUUUUUGCCUUAUCAUUGUAAUUGAGAGAUUUUUUACUGGGAUUCCAUUCUUCAAUCCUGCUUAUGUGAAUAUCUUCUGUAAUUUUUGUGUCCAAAAUUGUGUAAAUGCAAAAUAAUUAUAUCGAGGAACAAAAAAUAACUAGUAAAGUCAUGUUUAUUACUCUUACUUGUUAUACUUAACCUUAGGAUUUAUGGUAGAAAAAAGUUUCAAUUGAUUUUUUCAUGAUGAAAGAGUCUUAUACUGCAUCAACCUUUCUG